This is a messenger RNA of Nymphalis io (European peacock), 947 nucleotides long. RefSeq names its product ribosome maturation protein SBDS (gene Sbds). The record is from RefSeq and is a predicted model, not a curated record. The transcript has 2 exons. Gene Ontology annotation, biological process: ribosome biogenesis; cytosolic ribosome assembly. Lineage: Eukaryota; Metazoa; Arthropoda; Insecta; Lepidoptera; Nymphalidae. The coding region runs from base 117 to 872 and encodes 251 amino acids.
UAAUAGGUAGACUAAAAAUAAUACAAACUCUUUAUUCAUUAUUAAUUGAACGUUUGCAGGCUUUUUAUAUUUAUAUAAGUAUAUAUGAGUAUUUCGAUACGAUCAAAUAAUUUAAGAUGUCUAAAAUAUUCACUCCAACAAAUCAAAUUCGCUUAACAAACGUCGCCAUCGUAAGGUUAAAAAAAGGUGGUAAAAGGUUUGAGAUAGCAUGUUACAGAAAUAAAGUAGUAUCUUGGAGAAAUAAAUUAGAGAAAGAUAUUGAUGAAGUACUACAAACUCAUACUGUAUUUACCAAUGUGUCGAAGGGUCAAGUAGCUAAAAAGGAUGAUUUGGUUAAAGUGUUUGGCAAAGAUGAUCAAACUGAAAUUUGCAAAGAAAUAUUAGAGAAAGGUGAACUACAAGUUUCAGACAAGGAAAGGCAUUCUCAAAUAGACGCACUUUUUAAAGAUAUUGCUACUACUGUAGCAGAUAAGUGUGUGAAUCCUGAAACUAAAAGACCAUAUCCAGUAUCUAUCAUAGAAAAGGCGAUGAAAGACAUACAUUUUUCAGUGAAUGUAAAUAAGAGUGCAAAACAACAAUGUCUUGAUGUAAUACCUUUAAUAAAAAAAGAUAUACCUCUUGAACGAGCUCAGAUGAGGGUAAGAAUUUUGUUAAGUGGGAAAGAUGCUCGUAAGGUGAGAGAUAAAUCAGUCAAACUGGCUACUAAUGUAGAGGAAGAGAAUUGGGAAUCUGGCACAGCAAAUAUAAUAUGCCUUAUUGAUCCUGGAAGCUUUAGAAUAUUAGAUGAAAUGAUUAAAACAGAAACUAAAGGCACUGGCCAGUUUGAAUUAUUAAACCUUAAGGAAAUGAUUGAAGGUGAACAAGCACUUUAAAAUGUCCGUUAUCUGUAAUAUAUAGUUAUUAAAAAUUUGUUAAUAUAAUUUAAAAUAAAUUAUUAUUUUCACUAU